AUGGCUAUCAAUGAUCCCGAACACAAAGAGGAGGAGGAAGCCGCUGCUGCUGAUGACGAAGACACCGGGGCUCAGGUUACUCCGAUCGGCAGGCUUAAAGCAGUCGAGCAUCUUCGAUCCUCAACUAUAAUGGCUAUCAAUGAUCCCGAACACAAAGAGGGGGAGGAAUCCGCUGCUGACGACGAAGACACCAGGGCUCAGGUUGUUGAUGGCGUAAGUAAGGUAAAAGACGGAUAUAACCCUGCUACAUGGAUGUUGGAAGUUAGUACUUCAGCUCAAGAACUUACACUCGGAGGUGAUAUUUCGUACGAGCAGUUUCUUACAGAUAGCAAGGGUAUCCUUGAAUCACUAAGGAAGAGAGCACACAUGAUGACAGAUGAAUUCAAUAGUUGCAAAAGUGUUGUUUGUAAUUUCACAGAAGGCGCCAUGUAUUCAUUCCCACAAAUAAAACUACCCCCAAAAGCAAUUGAAGCUGCAACAAGUGCUGGAAAAGUUCCUGAUGUUUUCUAUUGCCUCAAGCUCUUGGAAGCCAUUGGCAUUUCUACUGUCCCUGGUUUAGGCUUUGGCCAAAAAGACGGGUAG
Molecule: messenger RNA, 582 nt
Organism: Lactuca saligna
Lineage: Eukaryota; Viridiplantae; Streptophyta; Magnoliopsida; Asterales; Asteraceae
Source: the annotation of a GenBank genome assembly